AUGUUACGCGAGUGCUACUGCGUUUGUCGUAACUUUUCUCCAAAGCAUCUAGUCUUCCUGGUAAUUGCGUUUUCCACUGUGUAUCUAGUUCUCUUGAAGUAUACAGCAAGCAGUGAACUAUCACACGUUAAGACGGCUUCACCUCUUCGCCAUGAAAUCAAAGCGAAUGCUGCAAGACCUCUACACGUUCUGUACGAGUCUGAUCCAAAAGAGCUUGAAAUCGCUAGACAAACUCUGAAUUUCUUAAAUAACGUUGGAGACGUAGUGGAAGCGAAACAAACACUUAAGACGACUCUCACAACCCUUCCUGGUGGUGACUGCCCUGAUCCCGAUUCUGUUCCUGACUUGUGGGGAUCGCUUCCUCAAGCCGUGUUGUUGAUCGAAAACUUGCAGGAAGCGGAUGUUUCUUCAGUUCACCCUGAAUUGAAACCUGGCGGAGAAUGGAGUCCAAGUGAUUGCAAGGCGCGUCACAAAGUGGCUAUCAUUAUUCCAUUCCGCGAUCGGCAAAGCCAUCUCACGAGGCUGUUAGAUUUCCUCAUACCGGUGCUUCAGAGACAACGUCUCGAUUUCAGGUUUAUAGUGACGGAACAGUAUGGCAACGAUCUCUUCAACAAGGGCCGGAUUAUGAACGCUGCAUUCCGUUUUGCUGAAACUUUAAAUGUUGACUGCGUUAUCUUCCACGAUGUCGACAUGUUCCCCCAAGACGAUCGAAAUCCCUACUCUUGUCCACCUGGACCACGACACAUGGGAGCUUUCGUCAGCAACUUGGGAUACCAACUGUGGUACAAAGAGAUCGUGGGUGGUGUAUUGGCCGUUUCCAUGGAAGAUUACCGUCUCAUCAACGGUUACUCAAAUAUGUACUGGGCAUGGGGAGGCGAAGACGACGAUAUGGGUAAGCGAAUCCUCUCUCUAAAUUAUACAAUAGAGAGACCUGAUCCUGAAACAGGACGAUAUUCGAUGCUGAAGCAUGUGAAGAGGAAACGAACUGCACCAAAGCUCAUUUACAAGCUGCUUGAAAUAGCAGAAAAACGUGUAGCUUACGACGGACUGAAUGAGACAGGCAAAUGGACUAUACGAAAAAUCAGUAUUCGACCGCUCUACUAUCACUUAUACGUCGAUGUUGGCAGUGUUCCAGAUGAAUGGCGGGAGAAAAAGAGUUAA
Necator americanus (New World hookworm) is the source of this 1161-nucleotide messenger RNA. RefSeq lists its product as uncharacterized. Gene Ontology annotation, molecular function: galactosyltransferase activity. NCBI's taxonomy places the organism in Eukaryota, Metazoa, Nematoda, Chromadorea, Rhabditida, Ancylostomatidae. Bases 1 to 1161 code for a protein of 386 amino acids. Gene Ontology annotation, biological process: carbohydrate metabolic process. The transcript is spliced from 10 exons. Gene Ontology annotation, cellular component: Golgi apparatus. The record is from RefSeq and is a predicted model, not a curated record.